Molecule: messenger RNA, 2605 nt
Organism: Homarus americanus (American lobster)
Lineage: Eukaryota; Metazoa; Arthropoda; Malacostraca; Decapoda; Nephropidae
Gene: snRNP-U1-70K
Product: U1 small nuclear ribonucleoprotein 70 kDa-like
Exons: 10
Coding region: 148-1299 (383 amino acids)
Biological process (GO): mRNA splicing, via spliceosome
Cellular component (GO): U2-type prespliceosome; precatalytic spliceosome; U1 snRNP
Molecular function (GO): mRNA binding; U1 snRNA binding
Source: RefSeq, a predicted model, not a curated record
UAUUUACUUCACGAGGAUGAUGCUGUCGGCCAUGUUGUUGUGAUCCUCGGCGCGGUCAGUGUGUUGGGCGCCGCCACGGAUUACCUCGCCAAUAUAUUAAUUCAUCUCAUAUUUAUGUCUUCGUAAAGUGUGUAAACAAGCCUCAAAAUGACGCAGUAUCUACCGCCAAAUUUACUGGCGCUGUUUGCACCAAGAGAUCCCAUUCCAUAUCUUCCACCAGUUGACAAGUUGACAUGGGAGAAGAGGACAGAUGGAUACUCUGGCUUGGCAUUGUUGAUACAGAGAUUUGAGGAUCCUAAAGACACUCCUCCUCCCACACGAGUGGAGACCCGCGAGGAGCGCCUCGAGCGUAAGCGUAGGGAGAAAGCAGAACAAAUGCAGUACAAACUGGAACAAGAAAUUGCUCUUUGGGAUCCUCACAAUAGCGAAGCAGCAACUGGAGACCCAUAUAAAACUCUCUUUGUUUCUCGUAUUAAUUAUGAUACUUCAGAGUCGAAGCUAAGAAGAGAGUUUGAAAUAUAUGGACCCAUUAAAAAGAUUGUUAUGGUUCACAACAUCAAAACCGGAAAACCUCGGGGAUAUGCAUUUAUUGAAUAUGAACAUGAGCGAGACAUGCACUCGGCAUACAAACAUGCGGAUGGCAAGAAGAUUGACAAUCGUCGCGUUUUGGUCGAUGUGGAACGUGCUCGUACGGUCAAAGGCUGGCUGUCUCGAAGGCUAGGUGGGGGUUUGGGAGGCACUCGUCGAGGUGGACCUGAUGUAAACAUCAAGCAUUCUGGUCGUGAAGAUGACCGUAGGCGUGGCAGUGGGCGAGACGAGGAACGUAUGGCGAGUAAUGAUCGGGAAAGAGUUGAUCGUGGUGAUCGUGAACGUGAGCGUGAAAGAAGACACACUCGCAGUCGAGAAAGAGAACGUGAACCAAGAGAGAGGCGCAGAAGGUCCCGGAGCCGAGAUCGUAAACGCCGCCGCUCCCGGUCUCGUGAGCGUGGAGGAACGGUACCAGAGGAAGGUGAAGAUAGAGAAAAGCGGCGUCAUAGGUCCCGCUCUCGUGACCGUAAACGCCGUUCAAAGUCGCGUGAGAGGAAGCACCGCAGAGAGAGGGAUCGUGAUAGGCGUGAGCGUGGUCCAGGAGAGGAGGGAGAAGAUGGUGUCAAGAUUAAGCAGGAACCUGAGGAUGAUUAUCCUGAUUAUGGCAGCUCAUAUUACAAUUUCCCCAUGAAAGACGAAGAAGAACGGGCUAAGAAUGGUACUAAAUAUGAAGAGGAAGAGGAGGAGGUACAUAAUGAAAUUGAUUAUUAGUCUGUGAAAUUAUUUAAAUUGCUAGUUGUACUAGUCUUAAGUAAUUUGUGGGCUGUAGGACUAUUUGAAUUUCAGAUAUUGGAAGAGGAUUCAGAUUCAGAUGAGAGAAUGCUCAUAAGAUCUAGUUACAAGUAGAAAAUAUCCUUAUAUGGACCUCUUGCAUUAUUAUGAUGACCUGCAGUAAAGCCUGCUGCCAAAUGAUUAUACUUUCUUUUGUCAGAGUAUUUUCUGGUAAGUGGGGGGAACAACAGCCAUUUAUGAAUGGUGUAUACAGUACUGUAUUUUUAGGACAGAUAAGUUUUGUUCUUCUUACCAGGAAGUCAGGUGUAUUAGUUCCACACUUGUAAAUUGACUCUUAACAGGAUAAAAUGACCAAGGUGUAUGUGGCAGUAUUAUGUAUCAAUGUACACAUAUAGUGUUCAUGUACUACAAGCAUUUUAAUUUUUCUUAUGCUAAGUAAUGACUAUUGCUAGAAAAUUAAUGUUAUAUACACUUUUAAUUUGGCAUAUUAAGAUGGCUAUCAUGUGUUGCCAAAAUUUUUACAUAAUUAUUGUACUUGUAAUGUAUGGUAAGGACUGCUGAUACAAAUGAAGAAGACGGUACAAAUAUAUAUACAGUAUAUAUAUAUAUAUAUAUAUAUAUAUAUAUAUAUAUACAAAAUUCUUGACUUUGGUUUGCUCUUAGGUUCAUGUAAAUGUGAACUUUUAUUUAACAUGCAAUGCUGUGGCUUUUCUUUCAUUUCCAACCCCACCAGGCAGUGAAGAUAGGAUGUGGUAAAUCAGUUUUGCUGACAAAGAAUCAUCAUUGUUGAUUUAUAUAAUUACUGUACUGACAAACUAAAUUUUCAUAAACCAUCAUAUCACACAAGUCUGUUUUUUUAAGUAUUUCCUUGAGAGUUGUUUCAAUAAAUUACAUUAAUUGGCAACAGGAUAGUAUUCAAACUGUUAAUUGAAUACAAAUAUUUAAAAAACUGUUGGAAUUGUGUUUCUGGUUUUAGGAAGAACUGCAUUUGGUACUUGGAAAUAUUGUAAGCUUCUUAUUAAUUAGUGGAGUAUUGCAGUGCUGUGUAUUUUCUUCUAUCAUGAAUGUAAUUGAUGUUAAAGGACCUUAUGUCCUAUUGCAUAAAUUUAGUUCAUGUCAGUUAGUUAGAAAGCAAUAAGAAGUGCACUCAAACUCCAAAUUUAGAAAAUACAAGAUAUAAAAUGUUUAGGUAUCUUAAAAAGAGUUUUUAAGCACUUACUGCACAUACGCUUAAAAAGUGUGCUUUUAAGAACUCAUUUUGUGUAAUAAAAUGUGUCGAGUAAAA